CAAUCUCCAGCGCCGCAAGUACGUCCAACCAAUUCAGCCGACAUAUCAAAGAACAAACGAUUCCAACCAGAGAGUCAAUUGUGCAUUCGCUUCGAGGAGGAAACUACCGUUCUCCUCUUAGCGCGUGCUUCCUCGUCUCCGGCCACCAGUUCAGAAUUUGAGUUCAAGAUCCUUCUCAACCUUUUGAGUCGGUACAAGGUCAAUUCAUUGUGGUAUUUCUAUCUGAUGAGAAGAUGGAAAAGAAGCAGCAGCAUAUCGCAAUAUUUACUACUGCAAGUCUUCCUUGGUUAACUGGAACUUCCGUCAACCCUCUUUUCAGAGCUGCAUAUCUGGCAAAAGAUGAGGGGAGAAAGGUCACCUUGGUGAUUCCUUGGCUGUCUCUCAAGGAUCAAAAACAUGUGUAUCCUGACAAUAUUACAUAUGAUUCGCCUGCAGAACAAGAGAAAUAUGUUCGCCAGUGGCUUGAAGGCAGGACUGGAUUCACAUCACUUCUUAAUAUACGUUUUUAUCCAGGCAAGUUCUCUCUAGAAAAAAGGAGCAUUCUUGCGUUAGGGGAUAUUACAGAAGUCAUUCCAGAUGAAGAGGCUGAUAUAGCAGUUCUUGAGGAGCCUGAGCAUCUUACAUGGUAUCAUCAUGGGAAGAGAUGGAAAAAAAAAUUCCGCCUAGUUAUUGGAGUUGUUCAUACCAAUUACUUGGAAUAUGUGAAGAGAGAGAAGAAUUCC
Messenger RNA from Coffea eugenioides, 722 nucleotides. Its product is annotated as digalactosyldiacylglycerol synthase 2, chloroplastic-like. The record is from RefSeq and is a predicted model, not a curated record. The annotation marks the transcript as partial. Gene Ontology annotation, molecular function: digalactosyldiacylglycerol synthase activity. The transcript has 3 exons. Gene Ontology annotation, cellular component: chloroplast outer membrane. NCBI's taxonomy places the organism in Eukaryota, Viridiplantae, Streptophyta, Magnoliopsida, Gentianales, Rubiaceae. Gene Ontology annotation, biological process: galactolipid biosynthetic process.